GCCGCUCCCAGGGACCGGAGCGCGGGGAGGCCGCGGCGGCCGAACGGGCUCGGAGCCCCUGCGCCGCGCUCGGAGCUGCUGCCGGCCUGUCGCGGGCGGCGAGGGGACACGGGCUGAAGCGAAAUGUGCCAGAAAUGGAUGUGGUAGCUGCUGGCCUGCGGGAUAAGUAUCCCCAGUGGAUGGUCACAGAGAGCCAGGAGGAAGCUUCCUUGGGGCACAAAAAGAAGCCUGGUUCCCAGAGGAGUGUUCUGGAGGAUGGGCUGCCUUUCCUGGAGUUCUCUGGCUCUGUUGUUUAUAGCUAUGAAGCCAGUGACUGCUCCCUCCUCUCAGAAGAUAUCAGGCAGAGCCUGUCAGAGGGGGCUGCUGUGGGCUUUGACAUCGAGUGGCCCCCAUCCUACACCAAGGGCAAGAUGGCCAGAACAGCUGUAAUCCAGAUGUGUGUGGCUGAGGACAGGUGCUACUUGUUCCACAUCUCCUCCAUGGCAGGUUUUCCCAAGGGACUCAAAAGGCUGCUCGAAGAUGAAACAAUUAAAAAGGUUGGCGUAGGAAUUGAGGGAGAUCAAUGGAAGCUGAUGAGUGACUUUGAGAUCAAACUGAAGAGCUUUGUGGAGCUGGCUGACAUUGCUAAUGACAAACUGAAGUGUAAGGAGGCGUGGAGCCUGAAUGGCCUAGUGAAGCACCUUUUUGGCAGGCAGCUGCUGAAGGAUCCGUCCGUCCGCUGCAGCAACUGGGAGGAGUUUCCACUCAAGGAGGAGCAGAAGCUCUAUGCAGCCACAGAUGCCUAUGCUGGCUACAUUGUUUAUGAAAAACUGAAAAACAUGAAUAAGAGUGACCUGAAAUUAUGUAGCAUGAACCAAGGUACCACGUCUGAGGGUGUGAAGGAGCGCUUGGCUUCCCUGGCUGCAGAGAUAACAGACCUGGCUUUUCACAUCCCUGACUCUUCUGGACAACUAGAGAACUUGCAGAGGGCUACAGAAAUACUAGCAGAGAUAUCAGGGAGCAUCAGUGCCUUGAAAGCCACCCUGCUGGGCUCAGGUUCCCCUUCUGGGCUGGAGGGGAGCUGUGGUGCAAACAGAACACAUUUGGAAGCCAAGUCAGCAAGUGUCAAAGCACAAAAAGCAGAAUGUGCUGAGCAACCUGAAGGUGACCUCAACAUCUGCUCUGAUGCUACCCUGGCUGUCCUCUGGGAGGAAGAAAUGAGUGGGGAGGAGGCACAGAGAGGUAACACUGCUCUGGAAAAUGGGGCUCCAGCAGCCAGGGUCGCAGACAGAGAGGACAAGGAUGAUUUCAUGUCCCUGGACAUUACUGAGCAAGAGCUGCAGGUCUUGGAAUGUCAGGCUGCCAAGGAAUUGGGCAGUGAAGCUGCACCUGAGGAGGCUUGUUCCACAGACAAUGAACAAAAUGUGUCCUGUGUCAUUGAGAGUGAUGAAGAGCUGGAAAUGGAGAUGCUCAAAUCUCUAGAAGAUGUAGAUGAUUGUGAAGGAGUUCUUCCUGAAGGAGAGUCCAGUAAAGCCAGGAAAACUCCUGAAGUGGAUGUAGCACCAGAUGGUGAUGAAGAUGAAGGCAUUGAGGAAGAGGAGGAGGAAUAUUUGGAUCCAUUGCUGCCAGAGCCUGCAGAAAGCCACAUCGUGUGUCUCAAGACCUAUUUUGGGCAUUCUUCUUUUAAACCGGUCCAGUGGAAAGUGAUCAAUUCUCUUUUGGAAGACAGAAGAGAUAAUCUUGUUGUCAUGGCAACUGGCUAUGGAAAAAGCUUGUGCUUCCAGUUUCCUCCUGUUUACACUGGACAAACAGGAGUUGUCAUCUGCCCUCUUAUCUCCCUGAUGGAGGACCAGGUGCUGCAGCUGACAAUGACAGGGAUUCCAGCUUGUUUCCUUGGUUCAGCUCAGUCAAAACAGGUCAAGGAUUCCAUCAGAGGGGGUCAGUACAGAGUCAUAUACAUGACUCCAGAGUUUUGCUCAGGGAACUUAGAGUUACUUCAGGACCUUGACCGAACUGUUGGUAUCACCCUCAUAGCUGUGGAUGAAGCUCACUGCAUCUCCGAGUGGGGCCACGACUUCAGGAGCUCCUUUAGAAGUUUGGGCUUGUUAAAGAAGACUCUGCCCUGGAUCCCCAUUAUUGCAUUGACUGCAACUGCGAGUCCCUCAAUCAGAGAGGACAUAGUGAAAUGCCUGGACCUGAGGAAUCCCCAGGUCACCUGCACCAGCUUUGACAGACCUAACCUGUACCUGGAGGUUGGACAGCAAAGUGGAGACAUCUGUAGGGAUUUGAAGCAGUUCCUAACUAGGAAAGGAAGCAGUUCUGUGUAUGAGUUUGAAGGCCCCACUAUCAUCUACUGCCCUACAAGAAAGGCCACUGAGCAGGUGGUGUGUGCACUGAAUAAACUCAACGUGACCUGUGGUACCUACCAUGCUGGGAUGGGGAACAAGCAGAGGAGGGACACUCACCACCAGUUCAUGAGGGAUGAAAUUCAGUGCGUUGUGGCCACGGUGGCCUUCGGGAUGGGCAUCAACAAGGCCGACAUCCGGCUGGUGAUCCACUACGGCGCCCCCAAGGAGAUGGAGUCCUACUACCAGGAGAUGGGCAGGGCCGGGCGUGAUGGCCUGCCUGCUGCCUGCCAUGUCCUCUGGGCUGCCACUGACCUGGCCUCCAACAGGCGCCUCCUGGGCGAGAUCCGCAAUGAGGAGUUCCGGCUGUACAAGCUGAAGAUGUUGGCCAAGAUGGAGAAGUACCUGGUGUCCAAUGGCUGCAGGAGGAAAAUCAUCCUGUCUCAUUUUGAAGACAGACAACUCCGGAAGGUUUCCUCUGGCAUCAUGGGCACAGAAGAAUGCUGUGAUAAUUGCAGGUCCAGUGGCUCCUGCCUUGCAGUCCCCAGUGACUUUGAGGGUGGAUUGCAGGACUUUGGGAAGCAAGCACACCAGCUGCUGUCUGCAGUGAGCGCCCUGGACGAGAAGUUUGGGACCAGAAUGCCAAUUCUGCUUCUUCGAGGUGCUCGCAGCGCUUGCCGGAGCGGUACCGCAGGCACCCUCUCUUUGGCUGUGGGAAAGAGUGGCCAGAGAACUGGUGGAAACUGCUCUGCCAGCAGCUCAUCAUGGAAGGUUUCCUCAAAGAGGUCUCAGCCCAGAACAACAAGUUUGCAACCAUUUGUGUGCUCACCCAGAAGGGUAGGAAUUGGUUGUCCAAGGAUGGAUCUGCCCCAAAUCCAAGUCUUCUGUUACAGUCCAGUGAAGACCUGAAUCUGCAGAGACCUUCUGCCAGCAGCAGGCGUUCGCCUCUGCUCGCCAAGCAGCGCUCCCCAGGCACAAAAGGAACAGCACAGUCACCAGGCAAGCAGGU
Molecule: messenger RNA, 3333 nt
Organism: Agelaius phoeniceus (red-winged blackbird)
Lineage: Eukaryota; Metazoa; Chordata; Aves; Passeriformes; Icteridae
Source: RefSeq, a predicted model, not a curated record